AUGGGCAUUGGUACCGGCAUUGGUAUCAUCACUGGCUUCUACAGGGACUUUUACAAAUGCUACAAUAAGGGCUCCGGCGAGGGCAUCAAUAAGGGUAGCAUCAUCAUCAUCGACGUCGUAGUGGACAAUACCAGCUUCAACGUCAUGUGCUCCAACAGCAUUUUCGGAGGGGGAUUCUUAACAGGCCCAGACGCAGUCGCAGCCCCGUUUCUCAGAAAACGUUUAUUCCAGUUUGAUGACUGCUUAUUCCAGCAACGAGCUCUCGCUGGCCACUACUAUACUAUUGCCAACGCAGUCCAGCGCGACGCCGAGGCCUUUUUGAAGGCCUGGGCUGAAGAGAACGUGCCUAAGGCCAAGCACUCGGAGGCCCUCGAGGGCUAUAUGCAGCGCCACGCCAUCCAGCACUUGCGCCACCGCCGCUUCAAGGCCGGCUGCCGCAAAAACCACCUUCACGGCGUACCUUCGGCAGCACAUCUCGGUGCUACUGUCGCAGGGACUGUCAGUGCCUCUUUCUUUGCGGCUGUGUGCGUGCGUCUCCGCCAUGCAGAAGUUGAGGAAGCGAUGAUCCAGAUCAUUCAAGCCGCUGACGCGCUUCGCCUUAUCAAUCAGCAACGAUUGAUGAUCGCCUCGCUGCGGAAGAUCCAGCAAAAAGUCGCGUGGUGCCGCGGCAUGGACGAGGUCGUCUUCUGCGAACUCUUCUGCCGCCUCAUCGAGGCCAUCGUCGAGUACAACAAGCGGACCCAGCCGCCGUUCGAUCGCGACCAGCAUUGCGCGCUGGCGAAGGCCGGCCUCCCACCGUCCGGGCUGCCACAGCACAUUCGCAGAGAACAUGCCGGCCAUGCCGAUGGGCCAUAUAAUGAACCUACAAGUUCUGGUAGAUGCGCCUUCCGCUGGCUUGAGGACUUGGACAAGUGGGGAAAGAAGAAGAGCGAGAGGAAGGAGAAGAGGGGUUCCCUUGUCAUGACAUUCAAAUGGCUGGCAAAGAACUGCUCCGUGAAAAAAUUAGGCCGAAGAAUCGACGACUGGCCUGGUAACGCUUGGGAAAACUCGGCGGACGGGGCAGAUGGGGGUAGAGACAGGAGAUGCUUCUGGGCCAAUGCUCUUUGGUUUUUUGACAACUACAAAGACAACUGCACCGACAGCAUCAACAACGAAAACAAGAACACUCCCGCCAUCGCCAUCACCAUCGCCAUCACCAUCGCCACCAUGAACGUUCACGGCCCUGCCUCUUCCGUUCCCGCUGCUGCCGCGGCUCCCGUCUCCGGCUCCUCCGUUCCGUCUGCUGCUGAUGCGGCUCCCGGCUCCGGCACCGGCUCGACCUCCGGUUCCGCCUCAGCCUCUUCUUCCUCCCCCGGCUCCGCCACCACCAAUCUCGCCGCAGUCGCCUCCUCCGCCCUCGCUCUUGGUUCUGUCACCCCCGUUCCGACCGUCGCUCCUCCUCAUGCCGCUCACGCCGUUCCCGUCCUCGACGCUCCUAGUAGCCCAUCUCUGGCGCAGGCCGAGUCUUCGCGUUCGACUCCUCCUGCACCCACUUCCCCUGGCACCAGUCCCCAAGAGUCACCGACAGCGAAGCAUACACGCAAGCUACCGACGCUGGAAACCGCAUGCAAGAGCAAAGCGCAGCGUCCUCUUGGCGAUGACGAACACGUUGGCGGACGGGGCGGUAGCCCUAUUAUACUUGGAGAGGACGUUGCCGAUGUACAGUUUGGCAACGAGGAUCAUGGCGUGGACUCAGCAGAAGCCGACGAUCGCGUUACCUCUGGUCAAGCCGACGCCGACGAGCCUGGUGCCGCUCUCCCGGCUGUCCUAGGAGGACCAGCUGCCCCAGUCAUCGCUUUGAAACGAGUCAGCCUCAACAGAGCGGACCAGCUCUGGAACACCCCCGACGGAAUCCGCCUAGACUCGGAGUCCAUGGAAGCUGGUGAUUGCCAUGAAAUCCAUGCCUGCGCAUUGUCGCGGUCCUCGGCGGUGCUGUUACCCUCAAAGUCGACGAGGUAUACCCGCCUCCGCCUCUCUCCGCGGUGA
Anthostomella pinea is the source of this 2025-nucleotide messenger RNA. The record is from the annotation of a GenBank genome assembly. NCBI's taxonomy places the organism in Eukaryota, Fungi, Ascomycota, Sordariomycetes, Xylariales, Xylariaceae.